CCCUAGAAACCUGAUCCACCGGGCUCCCGUGCGCUCCGUCUCAGUUUGCAGCACUCGCAUCUGAAGACCAGAGAAGCCGAACAGUUUGAAGGACACCGAGAAGAACCAGCAGAGCCCACGGCGGGUCCUCUCUCGCGAGCAGGCGGCGGAGAGCUCUGUCAACAGAGAACAACGGGCAAACUCGUCGCACCAUGGAAGACAAAUCCAAUUCGUUCUCCAGUAACAAGGAGGAGAAGGCGGAUGGGAAUAAUGUUUUUCAGAGACAAGACUCGAUACAGAAAAAUAACACGGGGAGCCAGAAUACAAAGGACCAUGGCAACUCCGUGGGCUUCAAGGGGGAGAGGGAAGAGGCCAUGGUGGGCUUUGAUGAUCUGGACGGGGCGUCCAGGCAGCAUGGUUUUAUGCAGAGGCAAUUCGGGGCGAUGAUGCAGCCCGGAGUCAAUAAGUUCUCCUUGCGUAUGUUCGGCAGUCAGAAAGCCGUGGAGAAAGAGCAGGAGAGGGUCCAGACGGCCGGAUACUGGAUCAUUCAUCCGUAUAGCGAUUUUAGGUUCUACUGGGACUUGAUAAUGCUCAUCAUGAUGAUGGGGAAUCUAAUCAUCAUUCCUGUGGGAAUAACCUUCUUCUCAGAGCAGACCACCACCACCUGGCUGGUCUUUAAUGUGGCUUCGGACACCAUCUUCUUGGUGGACCUGGUCAUGAACUUCAGAACAGGGAUCGUGAAUGAGGAGAGCUCUGAGAUCAUCCUCGACCCCAAGGUCAUCAAAAUGAAUUACCUGAAGAGCUGGUUUGUGGUGGACUUCCUCUCCUCCAUCCCGGUGGAUUAUAUCUUUUUAAUAGUGGAAAAAGGCUUUGACUCAGAGGUGUAUAAAACUGCACGUGCCCUACGAAUCGUCCGCUUCACCAAGAUCCUCAGUCUCCUGCGUCUGUUGAGAUUGUCCCGGCUCAUCAGAUACAUACAUCAGUGGGAGGAGAUAUUCCAUAUGACCUAUGAUCUGGCUAGUGCAGUGGUAAGAAUAUUUAAUUUGAUAGGGAUGAUGCUGCUUCUGUGUCAUUGGGAUGGCUGUCUCCAGUAUCUGGUGCCUCUCCUCCAAGACUUUCCCCCUGACUGCUGGGUAUCCCUAAAUGGUAUGGUUAAUGUAUCCUGGGGUAAGCAGUACUCCUAUGCCCUCUUCAAAGCCAUGAGCCAUAUGCUGUGUAUUGGGUAUGGUGCCCGGGCGCCCGUCAGUAUGUCUGACCUGUGGAUCACCAUGUUGAGCAUGAUCGUGGGCGCCACAUGCUAUGCUAUGUUCGUGGGCCAUGCUACAGCUCUGAUCCAGUCACUGGAUUCUUCACGCAGGCAGUACCAAGAGAAGUAUAAACAAGUGGAGCAAUACAUGUCCUUCCACAAGCUUCCAGCGGACAUGAGACAGAAAAUCCAUGACUACUAUGAGCACCGCUAUCAAGGCAAGAUUUUUGAUGAGGACAACAUCCUGAGCGAACUCAACGACCCACUCAAAGAGGAAAUUGUCAACUUCAACUGCCGUAAGCUCGUGGCCACUAUGCCUCUGUUCGCCAAUGCUGACCCCAACUUUGUGACAGGGAUGCUGAGCAAGCUGAAGUUUGAGGUUUUCCAGCCUAAUGACUAUAUAAUAAGGGAAGGCACAGUUGGAAAGAAGAUGUACUUUAUUCAGCAUGGCGUUGUUAGCGUCAUCACCAAGUUCAACAAGGAGAUGAAACUAACGGAUGGAUCCUACUUUGGAGAGAUCUGUCUGCUCACCAAGGGCAGACGGACAGCAAGCGUUCGGGCAGACACCUACUGUCGACUCUUCUCCCUCUCUGUGGACCAUUUCAAUGAGGUGCUUGAAGAGUACCCCAUGAUGCGACGUGCAUUUGAAACUGUCGCCAUUGACCGGUUGGACCGCAUUGGGAAGAAGAACUCAUUGCUGCUGCAGAAGUUCCAGAAGGAUCUGAACGCCGGCGUGUUCAACACACAGGAGAACGAGAUAUUGAAGCAGAUUAUCCGUCAGGACAGGGAGAUGGUGAUGAUGGUGGACCGCAAACAAUCAGUUACCGGGAUGAACUCGACUCCAAUGUCAGGAAACUCCAUCAUUAACUCACCAGCCCAGCCACCCUACUCCACCGCCUUUGGCACCACUCAGCUACAGCAGUCCUCUGUACCCAUGACUUAUAGUGCUUCGGCUAUUGCCAACGCCUCUGUUGCUCGCAUGUUGCCAGUUGCUGCUGCUGCCGCUGCUGCUGCACAGGGGGGGUUCCCAGCUCCCAGUCUUUCCCAAAUUAACCUGAAUUCCUCUUCACAGACAGCAUUUCAGCAGCAGGGAGCAAUAAUGUCACCCUGCUCCUUCACGGCGGCCAUGUGCAGCCCGCCCGUUCAGACCCCGUUGGCUAACCGGAGCUUCCAGUAUGGUUCACCAACGGCCUCCCAGCUGUCGCUUAUCCAGCAGCCCAUUGGCCAACAAUCUCUACCCACCCAGCAACAGCUCGGUCAGCAGCUGGCUACUUCAACUGCUGCUGCAACCUCAGCGGUGCAGCAGCAGGUCCCUUCACCUCAGAGGGGAGACAUCCACAAGAGUACCCAGGCUCUUCAGUCUGGCAGCUUGAGUCGAGAUGUCCGACACCUGUCGGCCUCCCAACCAUCACUGCCACAUGACACAUCCCUGGGGCCCAGAGCUCAUCAAACCUCUGGGGAGUCUCUGGCCUCCAUUGUGCCACUGACAGCAGCAGCCAUCCAGGGAAUAAGUCUACAAGGUGGCAUCCGCACUACGGUGCCCCAGCGGGUCAGUCUGUUCCGCCAGAUGUCGUCGGGAGCAUUGCCCCCGGUGCGUUCGGGCGCUUCGGUGGCUGCGGCAGUGGCAGCUGCAUCCUCAUCCUCCACUCAGCACAGGGAAUCCCCUGGAUCUAGAAGAGAUUCUGUCCUCAGCAGUACAGAGACUGAACAGGACAAAAUGCGGUUUGCAUCAAAUUUAUGAUUCCAUAUGUCCUAUCCAGUUUCUUUUUUUUUUUUUUACUUAAAUGUGUUUCAAUUCAUCUUUAAGAUGGGUAUAGAACAAAAGAGGUAAAAGAGGGAUUUAUGAGUUUAUUUGUUUCCCUCCAACUUUCCUCUAAAGUAACCUCAUAGAAAUCUUAUAUGUAUAUAAGCCCUUGUAUAAUAUUUUAGAAAUUUUUGUCUCCCUAAACUUAAGAAUGUAUAUUAUACGGAUACAUGUGAAUGGAUGUUUGAGAGAGUGGGUGUGUUCAGAUGCAAGUGUGUAAAAUCCAACUACUAUAUUGGCAAAGGCAAUUUAAAGCUGUAGUAUAAAUAUGAGUCUUCCUUUCUAAGAAAUAUAUAAAAUCAUAUAUCAUGUAUGAAGUUUUUUAUCAUUAUUUUUAUUUAACUGUUAUUGUUUAUUUUUGAUUUCUUUUUAACUGGAAUGCAAUGUCUUUUUUUAUUUUAUUUAACUCAGUGAAGAGCAAAAAACUGUCUUCUCAUGUUUAAUGUGUAAGGAAUCAUUGGAUAAUUAUGAG
Molecule: messenger RNA, 3501 nt
Organism: Cyprinodon variegatus (sheepshead minnow)
Lineage: Eukaryota; Metazoa; Chordata; Actinopteri; Cyprinodontiformes; Cyprinodontidae
Gene: hcn1
Product: potassium/sodium hyperpolarization-activated cyclic nucleotide-gated channel 1-like
Exons: 8
Coding region: 192-2966 (924 amino acids)
Biological process (GO): transmembrane transport; potassium ion transport
Cellular component (GO): membrane
Molecular function (GO): voltage-gated potassium channel activity
Source: RefSeq, a predicted model, not a curated record